Molecule: messenger RNA, 2667 nt
Organism: Hydatigera taeniaeformis
Lineage: Eukaryota; Metazoa; Platyhelminthes; Cestoda; Cyclophyllidea; Taeniidae
Source: the annotation of a GenBank genome assembly
AUGAAUGCUCGUGAUUACAAGCCCUUACCUAACGCAUGUGUUAAAAAUUUGUGCGACAAAUUAUUCGAGAAGAGGAAGGCAGGUGCAAUGGAAGUAGAACAGCUGGUGAGAACCUAUGUUUCAAAAGAGAAGAAGGAUGAAAUUAGCAAAGUGUUACAAAUCUUCCGACACGAGUUCAUUAUCUCACCAAACGUCAACGUGCGGAAAGGCGCACUUUUUGGCUUAGCAUCAGUUGCUAUUGGACUAGGGCAGAUCUGUCACUUAUACUCUGAUGAACUUGUUGCGCCUAUUUUUCAAGCUCUUCGAGAUACCGAUUCACAAGUCAGAUACGCUGCCGGUGAGGCUCUUUAUAAUAUAUUAAAAGUGCUUCACGUUCACUCUCUGGAAUACCUUAACGAUUUGUUCGAGGCGCUCUGGACGGCUACCGCUGAUCCUGAGGUAUCCGUCAGACAGGUUGUUGAUCACUGUGAUCGUCUUUUACGUGAUAUCGUGAUCCAGAAUCGCGUAAUCGAUGUGAAGGCCUUCAUGAGCAUUGUCUCCGGGCAUCUCUAUACCCGAAUUCCAUUUACUCGUAAAUUUGUAGUUGGUUGGAUCUCGACUUUAAAUUCUGUUCCUGGACUCAACAUAAUCCAGUACGUUCCUCAAAUUUUGGACGGCCUUUUGACUAUUCUCGGUGAUGAAAACCCGGAUAUCCGGCGAAGCUGUGAUAUUCUUCUGAAUGACUUCUUAUCCAACAUCAUCAAGGAUUCAGAUGCUGUUAACAUCCUCUCAAUGAUAAACAUUCUAAUCAGUCACUGCCAAGAAUCCACUCAGCUUCUUGCUUCAAUGGAUCUGGAUGAGAAGACAGCGGAGGCCCUUCUAAACUUUUCGGGGCCAAAUCUUUCGCCUGAGCGGCUGCGACAGAUAACCGCCCUUCAAUGGAUUUGGCAAUUCGUCAUCAUUUCCAUAUCGAAAGGUCUACAGCUUCUGCCUCUUGUGGCUCCCAUCCUCUCUGCUGUCCUCCCCUGCAUUGAUGACAGAGACGACGUAGAUGACAGAAGUGAGUUGAGGACUAGUUGUCAUUUUCUGCAGCAAGAUAGAUUGAGCCUUUGCAUUCAAGUCGGUUCUGGACUUUCGAUGUACGGUUCGUUUGGCGUCUUUUCUUCUUCAGCUGCAUUGAAACGGGCGGUUGACAUUAAUGAGAUCCUAAUGAACUUUGUUCAUAACCUUCGACAGUCACGUUCAGAGAGCGGUGAAUGUGAUCUAAACUGCUCCGCCUUCCUAGAGGUGGUGUACGGAGCGUUUGAUCACCCCUCGGUGCUCACUCGUCUGACCGCGUUGCGUUGGGUUGAGGUGCUCCUCUCUGUCAACCCGGAGGAAGUUUUUACCAACUCUGGUGAACUCAUGCCCCUGCUCCUCAAAUUGCUCUCCGACCCCGCUGUUGAGGUUGUUCACUCAACCGUUUCACUGGUGGGUAGUCUGUGCAAGCACCCUGUGGCCCAUCACGUGUCGGGAGAUGAUAGGGUCUCGGUGCAGCGUCUUUUCACCAGCCUGAUGCGUAAGGGAUCCGCGGCGCUGCUGGCGAGUCUUGGUAACACCCUUGAAGUUGAUUGUGAACGCGCAAAUCUCCUCUGUCUGCGAUUCCUCUACGAUCUCGUUCAACGUUUCAUCAAUGACCCUCAGAUGCUCAAUGAAAAGGGCAAUCUCAUUGUCACGGUGAGUUUUCCCUCAGAAUGCACCGAACAUUUGUUAUACUUCUCCAGCACUUACAAAGAAAUUUUCUUAUAUCCUUCCCAUUUGCGUUUUACGCCUUCGCUCUACGUUCGAGGCAGUGAUCUCUGCUUGGCCCUUGGAGCCAAGUCUGUAUACUACGUGAUGGCCUUAAUCGUCUCCAAUCUCCUUAAGCCCAAAGAGGCCUUCACCAUUGUGCAGACACUCAAUCUGAUCCUCCUUACCCAGCCCUCCGUCCUCGACUUCCGCGAGUACCUUUACACAAUCGACCUUAACAAGGACGCAGACUUAUUUGAAGAACUCUACCGUGCCUGGUCCCACAAUCCUGUGGCUCUUCUCGCUUUCUGUCUCCUCACACGCAACUACACACAUUGUUGCGAAAUCGUCAAAUCAUUCUCUUAUUUUCUUACUCAACUCCUCAUUCACUCUAGCGGUGAGCUAAACAUGUCUGUGGAUAUCCUCAUGGAGUUGGACCGUCUCAUCCAGCUGUUAGAAUCGCCAGUGUUUGCAAAACUUCGACUGCAUCUCGUUGAUAAGAGAUACAGUGCUCCGUUACAAGAAACACUUUACUGCCUUCUCAUGUGUCUUCCUCAAACUGAGGCCUUUGAUACCCUUCGGCGUCGACUUCAAUGCCUUCCCAAUCACAUCCUUAACCAACCGAUGAGCGAUGCAUCCCAGCCAACCAAAGUGAAUUUUGACGCCCUGUUAGUGCAUUUCCGUGAGGUGCAACGUCUGCUCCAUGAGACUCGGUUGAGGGAUGCGGCUUUGAUGGAGGAUGCGAAGGGUAUCCGAGACGCUACCUUCACAGCUAACACUAUGACAGGCACCACUAAAAGCACUGCCUUAGGAGAUACUGGUACAACUCCUAUCUCAAUCGAAUUAGGGUUUCUUCAGUCAGAGGGACUGACCAACUCUCUGAUGGCCAAUUCGACACAAUUUCUUAUAAAAGUACGUUAA